AUGGAAAAUAAAAACGUUUGUAUCGCUUGUUUAGCGUCCGAUACGAGACUGCACGACAUGUAUCGAUACGGCUUAGUAGAAAUAUAUGAGGAUAUCACAACUAUUCAAAUAACUGCAGACGAAAGUAAUUAUCAGCACUAUUUGUGCAGCGUUUGCGCCACACAGCUCAUGAAGUGUGCUACCUUCAAAGAGAAAUGCCACAGGGCUCAACGCUUAAUGAACAUGUUAGGUUCGUUACCAAUUCAAGAAGUCGACAGAGAAACAUACCACUUGAAUACACCCCUCGCCAUACACACCUUGCAUUCUAUGUCUCUGUCCACCCAAGUGGAUUACAUCAAGGAAGAAUAUGAUAAUGUGGAGAAUUGUGCAUAUCUGGAUGAUUUUAAAGUUAUGUCACCAAUAAACGAAGAGACGAUAGAAACAGAGGACUUAAAAGAAGAAAUAGACAGUAAAUCCUACGACAAUGUGAAGUUGUUUGAGGAAGACAUCCAUGUCAUGAUGCUGUCCGAAGAGGAGCAACUAGCCGAGAUCCAACGUAGGAAAGAAAGCGUCAACUACAAGUGCUCUUUAUACAAAUGCGAGAAAUGCUAUAAGGGUUUCAUGACCGAUGUCACAUACACCAAUCACAUGAUAAGGCACGAUCCGUGCAGCGGCGCGCACGAGUGCGGCAUAUGCGGCAUCCGGCGCGCGUCGGUCCGCGAGCUGCGCCUGCACGCCGCCUCCGCGCACGAGCGGCACUUCCUGUGCGCGCACUGCUCGCACGUCACGCGCUCGCUGCACCGCGCCCGCGAGCACCGCGCCUCGCACGGCGGAUGUCGCUUCCGCUGCGAACGGUGCGGCUCGAGCUUCAAAGCGUCGACCACGUAUUUGUCUCAUAUGAGAUUGAGACACCCGACUCAUGAUAGGUGCCCGCUGUGCCACAAGCGGUUCCUAGGACGGCUCGGCCUCAAGAUGCACAUGAAGAGGGCGCACGGAGAAUGCAAGAAGAGUCUCGAGGAGCACGUGUGCGACGGCUGCGACGUCAACUUCAACAGCGAGGACGCCCUCGAGCGACACCGCUCCGUGCUCAGCGACGUCUCCUGUCAGGACCUGAGAUCGUGCGCGGAAUGUGGGUUCGGUUUCCAGACUGAGGAGCUGCUGCAGGAGCACGUGGACUCCGUGCACGCCGUGGACGAGACUGCCAAGUGCAGCAAGUGCGACAAGAACUUUGCGAACAAGCGGACGCUGUCGAAGCACAUCCAGCGGUACCACCUCGGCAACCUGCGCGCCGUGCGCCCCGCCGAGACCGAGUACGUCUGCGAGAUGUGCGGCACCAGGUGCUCGUCGGCGGUGUCGCUGCUCAACCACCAGAGGACCCACACCGGGGAGAAGCCCUACCAGUGCCCGGACUGUCCGAAGAGGUUCAGCGUGUCGCAGGGGCUCCGGAUCCACAUCCGGACGCACACGGGCGAGAGACCGUUCAAGUGCACCAACUGUCCCAAGGCGUUCAAGAACAAGGCGGCGCUGAACCGACACAACCGGGUGCACACCGGCGUGCGUCCGUACGCGUGCCCGCACUGCCUGAAGGCGUUCUCCCAGUCCAACUCGAUGAAGCUGCACGUGUCGACCGUCCACCUCAAGAUGCCGGCGCCCUAUCGCAACAGAAGGAAGAACAACAGCAGCUAGGGACUGCCGUGGAAUCCCUAGUCCACCGAACUAUCGGCGCGGGCUUCGGUCCAGUUCCGGGGCGCAGCGAUACGCACCUCGUAAUUUAUGAGCUCCAACAGCCGCAUCAGGUCGGGGAACGUGAGCAUUUAUGAGUCCCCGAAGAAAAUUGGCGAAAGGUUUUGAAAUUAAGUGACAGAAUAAGCAGUGCCCCAUGUCAGUCGCGGAGGGUAGAGUGAAACGACUUCGCGUGACGAGUGUCUGUGCAAUCGUGUGUCGGUGAGAUGGCGCUGGUGUAGCAAAAUACCCGAAUUUUAAUAAAACCAUCAAGUAUUGUAUU
This is a messenger RNA of Bombyx mandarina (wild silkworm), 1984 nucleotides long. RefSeq lists its product as uncharacterized. Gene Ontology annotation, biological process: regulation of transcription by RNA polymerase II. Gene Ontology annotation, cellular component: nucleus. The record is from RefSeq and is a predicted model, not a curated record. NCBI's taxonomy places the organism in Eukaryota, Metazoa, Arthropoda, Insecta, Lepidoptera, Bombycidae. Gene Ontology annotation, molecular function: DNA-binding transcription factor activity, RNA polymerase II-specific; RNA polymerase II cis-regulatory region sequence-specific DNA binding; zinc ion binding.